AAAUACCCCACUACCAUUGGACAGUAACAUCUACGUCAUCUACGUCAUUACGUUGUGUAACUUCCGGUGAUCGGCGCGUCUCUCCUUGUUGUCGCUUGCGACGUUUCGACUCAAAGACGUCAUGGCUGCCCCCUUUCGGUUACUGUACUCCGCGUCACGGCCAGGCACUCUGAUGGCCAGCCAGAGGUCCUUCAGUGUGUCCCUGCAGAGGAGUGGAUUCAAGUAUGUGAACGCCCAGGAGAUCCCCACAGACAUGAAGUCCAUCACAGACCGGGCCGCGCAGACUCUGCUGUGGACCGAGCUCUUCAGAGGUCUGGGGAUGACCAUGAGCUACCUGUUCAGAGAGCCCGCCACCAUCAACUACCCGUUCGAGAAGGGGCCCCUGUCGGCGCGCUUCAGAGGGGAACACGCCCUGCGCAGGUACCCUUCAGGAGAGGAGCGCUGCAUCGCCUGCAAACUGUGUGAAGCCAUCUGCCCAGCCCAGGCCAUCACCAUCGAGGCCGAGUCCCGCUCCGACGGCAGCAGGAGGACCACCCGCUACGACAUCGACAUGACCAAGUGCAUCUACUGCGGCUUCUGCCAGGAGGCCUGUCCCGUGGACGCCAUCGUGGAGGGGCCUAACUUUGAGUUUUCCACCGAAACCCACGAAGAGCUGCUCUACAACAAGGAGAAACUGCUAAACAACGGAGACAAGUGGGAGGCCGAGAUAGCCGCCAACAUCCAGUCCGACUACCUGUACCGAUAGGAGGGCUCCCCCCCCACCCCCCCCGGCUGUCAGAACAGCCUAGUGUACAGUUAGCAUGCCCCUCUGUCAGGUCUGUACAUACUCUGAGAGGUCAGGCUCACUCACACAGACGCCACACGUCUCCGAAGGUGAAUUCCCUCUUUUGAUAUUCUAAAUAUGCCGUGUGUGUUUCUGAUGUAUGUAUUGUUUAGACAGCUGUGCGAUGACACGGUGUGACGGGCGUCCACGCAUUCUGCUGCUCCUAACCCCGGUUUAAGCUUCAAUAAAAGCCAAACUCUGUCUGAAAACAGCUCCCAAGUGUUCGAGUCUCUGUGACACGGCCGAUGAAAACCCUCCGGAAUGAAUAAAACCCGACAAAACGUUUGGGAGAUUGAGUGGAAAAAGGGGUUUAUUACUUGAACUCUUUUAUUUUAUCUUUCAGAAGUGGUUUCUGCUCCGGCUGGCUGUCUGCCUCUUUUAUGCGUGUCUUACUUUUCCUCCUCAGCCC
This is a messenger RNA of Menidia menidia (Atlantic silverside), 1232 nucleotides long. The record is from the annotation of a GenBank genome assembly. NCBI's taxonomy places the organism in Eukaryota, Metazoa, Chordata, Actinopteri, Atheriniformes, Atherinopsidae.